CACAUGCAUCUUGAAUAUCCUUUUAUCUUGACUUAGUGCCAAAGUCUCAGCCCACAACAUACAAGGAGGAUUAGGAUUCGAUUGUCCUUUUAAUCUUGUGAUAUAUCAAGCCUUUCUUUGUCAAUAAAGUAUACGAGUUUUCACUCAUAUUUCCUUAGCAAUUUCCUGAUUAAUCGGGUUCAUCAACAGUUCGGACGACCACUCCGAAUUUUGGCAGGAUUUAUCUAGAUGAGAAGGUUGGUGCUGCACCCAACCGAGUGUCUGGUCGACAUGGCGUAUUUCAUGGAACUCGUGGAAAGUUCGGAUCUAGGUAUCUACCUUGCUUACUUGAUUUCUCUUGCAUCAUCAAAGAACUUCUGGAAAAUCAAACAUAUCGGUUUUUAGGACCGAGAUGAUUAAGAACACAACGUAUUCACUAAGAAACAUAAUUUCAUUUAUCUUUCUGACUACAUGAGAACAAGAAUAAUUACCCGAUAGAUAGUGAUUCAUAAUUAAAAAUUAUCGAUUUGAAAAACUUUCAAGUUUAGUCUUUGAAAUUAAAUUUCUUAAAUCGCCUAAAAUCAUCUCCAAUCCUUUUACUUUUACUACAAAACCUAAUAAAGGUUAUGUACUAAACAUUUUUUUUUUAAAUCCCAACUUGCGUUGGAAGUAUUAGUAUACUGUAACUAUAUGAUUUUAUGAGACAAUUCUCCUCUUUUGUCAUCCGCGACUGAACGCAGAUAACACGAAUAUAAAGAUCUAAAUGAAAAAUUAAUAACAGAAGAAAAUAAACUUGGAGAGAGCUGAACUGUUGGUUAUCAGCCAGAUACCACAGGGUUAUAUUGAAUUGUGAAUAUUAUUCAAACAUUUCGUCAGAUACUCUUCUGUUGAUUCAAGUAACGAGAGACAUAACCUGUGAACGAGGCGGCGUUCGAUACAUCGAGCGUUGACUACCGAGGAAGACGGCGGAGUCUAAGGCGGGAUACACAAGACGUCCUCUCAGUUUGCCCUCUAUAUAAAACAGAAAUGACGUGAUUGAUAGCACCUGUAACACAAUCCGAACACCUACCUGUCAGCCGAGUACUAGAGCUGGAUGCCGGCUCCAUAUGCAAUACUCGAGGCCUCUACGGCCUUGGUGGGGCUGGUGGGGAGCAUUGUUGUCAUUAUAGUGGUUUCUAUGGAUUCUUGGGAGGAAGCAGACUUCUCUUUCACUGCCUCUAACACGUCUUACCUACAAAUUUCUGUGGCAUCCUCAAAGAUGGAUGUAACUACCUACAGCAGCCGUGGUUCGCUGACCGAUGCCUGGUCCACCUAUUACUACUACUACCAGUACUGGGGACUGUGGAGAAUAUGUGAUCUUCUUACAGACACUGCACGCACUACCAUGACGACGGGAGGGGUGGAUCGAAAGCAGUGUUUUAACUUUCUGACUGACUACGACGAGGAAUCGGAAAUUGUAUCGACAAAUACUAAGUCUUUCAUGGGUCUUCAGAACUCUACAGUAGUUUGUUUUAUGGUCACUAUCAUCGACCUGAUCGUGGCUAAUUUUCUGGCGGUGCUCGGUAUCUACAGAAAACAAGUGCCCGUUUGUAUGAUAGCGGGCGCGCUCUACUGUAUUGCAAGUGUAUUUACAUUCUUUGGUUUAGUUAUUUUCCACGUGAAACACCAUUAUGAGCGUUACUACUGCCAAGCAUUAUACGACAUCCAAGAAAGCGUAUGUUCCAGUCGAUCAGUGAGCACAGGAUGGCCAGUCCCGGUUGCAUGGUUGGGCCUGAUUCUUUGCGUGAUGGAUAGCAUUCUGUGGGGGUUCCUGACGCAGGCGUUAAGGAUAAUAAAAACCAAAACAAUGAGCGAUAGGUAUUAGCACUGCUCUUGAGCUUUACAGUAUAAUUACGUGCCUUACCUAAUGUCAGGGUUCGGAACAUUAAGUCUGGUGAUCGGAUUUUUUUCACUGAAUAGACAUUCCCAGAGCAUGUUUUAUUCCGUCCCGAAUCUACCCGUCCUUCUUUGCAAUAUAUCGCAAGAAUCCUGUCAAUUAUAUUUUCUCAUACGGUGAGAUUUGAUUUUAAAUGCGUAUUGUUAUACCUCAGUAGAUUUUUUUUCUUUUUUACCAUUCGGAAUAAGUAUGAAUACUAUGUUUAUUAUUUGGGUAAAGUUUUCAGAAAUCGCACUCUUGAAUGCAGUUUUUAUGCGAUUUCUAAAAUUCUGAUUUGUGAUUGGCUAUUGGUGUCAGAUGUCGUAAUAUGUCAGUAAUAUACAUGUCACAGUCAUACGAAACAAAGAACUCUCUCAUUGACAGCAUAGGAUUGUUUAUAGAAUUUGGGGGGGGGGGGGACUUUCGAUGGAAUUCAAGAUGAUUCCGAUUUCAUAACACCAAAGUCAUGUAUAAUGCUCUGAAUUUAUUGUUCGAUAAUAAUGAAAUACUUUGUAUUGGUAACUGAAUCAGAUACAUAUCUGACAAUUAAAAGUCCGAUAAAUUGCAGGAAAUUCUCUAUGAUUGCAAUUCAACACUAUCUGUUAUCUAAUACCCCAAUUGUUAAGUAUAAGACGCAUACUGUAUCACUUAUUAUUACUGAACUAGUAAUUCAGGAAAUAGCAAGUUUAUGGUUUCCCUGAUCUGGAACUAUGACCUUUCUCUGUCAGUGACGACUCAAUGUUCAGCAUAUUAGGAUUGUUAAAGAUGGUAUCACCAAGGCUUCACUCUACCAGUAACGAUGUCAAGUGUUCAGCGUAUCGGUCGUACUAUAAAGAUUUUACUCUACCAUUGAUGACGUAAGGGGUUAAACAUAUAAAGGGCUGUUAGUGGACGUAAUAUCGAGGUUUCAGCUCCAUCAGUGAUAGCGAAAAGGAUUAAGCUUAUUAGGAGUUGUUGGCGGUUACAUAUUAACCAGUGAUGAUAUCUAGGGUUUAACAUAAUACGGGUGCUUCGUGGUUGUGCCAUCAAGGCCUCACUUUACCAGUGACGAUGUGAAGGGUUUAGUAUAAUACGGGUUGUUUGUGGUUGUAUUAUCAAGGCUUCACUUUACCAGUGUCGAUAUAAAGGAUUAAGCAUAAUACGGGUUUUAGUGGUUCUUUACAGGUUUCACCCUACCAGUGUAAAUAUUUUUACAAAAUUCCACCGAAUAGACAACAUGGCUAAAGAACUUUGGAAAUACAGAAACUUGAAAGGUCAUUUUCAGCGAUUCUUUUCUUUUAUCGUGUCAGUUUUAAUUUCCUAUUCCAUAUAUGCAUUUCUUUCUUGUAUAACAUUUAUUGUGACGAAACCCAGUCUCAAUGCCGCGGAAUAAACAGGACUACUCUAACAGAACUGUUAGUUAGGUUGUACUUCAUUUUGAUUGUAUCACUAGGAUACAGAACUAUUCAGUUCAUUACAUUUCUCGAUAUAAUUCUUAUUAAAGAGGAAUGGGAUUAAGAAUUGUAACAAAAUACCUCAAUUUGAAAAAUCUAUUUAACAGGUCUAAAAUAAAAAGGGAAUAAUUUAUGAUUACGUCAAACAUCUGCCGUCUUUUUAAUGCAGUGCAAUUAAACUUGUGCGUGAUGCAACAUGUGGAGUGCAGGGUUUACCGGAAGGACAAUAUCACCUAUUCGUGCAAUAGGUCCAUAGUUAAUGGUACUCGUUUCCUGCUAUGAGAGGUACAGGUAAGGCUGGUUUAUGACCAUCGCCGUGUGUCUCAUACGAAACUCCUUCUCUUAACAGUUUUUAGAUGAUAACAAGAGAUAUGUGACAAGAUGUUUUUUAACAACCUUAUACUGUCUUGCUAUGAUACAUAUAGAGUGAGGUGGUCUGUUUGUUAAUGUUAGUUGUUAUCGAAGAAUGUCGAUAUGUUAUUCAUUGUUACUUUUAAGCAAUAUUAUUAUUUAAUAAAUCAUCUGAACGUG
Ostrea edulis (European flat oyster) is the source of this 3858-nucleotide messenger RNA. RefSeq lists its product as uncharacterized. The record is from RefSeq and is a predicted model, not a curated record. Gene Ontology annotation, cellular component: membrane. Bases 1073 to 1843 code for a protein of 256 amino acids. Lineage: Eukaryota; Metazoa; Mollusca; Bivalvia; Ostreida; Ostreidae. The transcript has 4 exons.